CCCGAGGAGCAGGAGGUUAUCAACCGGAUGGAGCAGGGCGUGGUGACGGCGUACGUGCCGACGGUGACGGCCGAGUCGCUGGCGGGGUACGGGCCGGCGUUGGCGUCGGACGCGGCCGUGGCUAAGAUGGAGUCGGCCAUGCGCGCCAUGCGCAUCCUCGGCGGCGGGCGGCCCUUCGACCCCGUCACCACGGUCACGGGCGACAUCCGCGAGGCCGUCAAGCGCUACUCGCACGAGAAGAAGCCGCUGUUCUUCAGCUCCAAGGAGGAGAAGGAGUGGCUCGAGAGCUGCCGCCCGGGUUUUCGGUUUAAGCCCGCCGAGGAUGCCACCAAGCAGGCCGUCCUCGACGCCGCCGUCCUCGGCAAGUACGAGAAGCCCCAGUUCGUCGACGUCUCCAACGUCAUGGGCACGCUCGCCAACUACCACAGCCGCGAGCCGACGUACCUGCCGUCCGACUCGCAGGCCUUCAUGGCUAAGGUCCGCGAGCUGCUGCCGGCU
Messenger RNA from Lasiosphaeria miniovina, 498 nucleotides. RefSeq lists its product as uncharacterized. Lineage: Eukaryota; Fungi; Ascomycota; Sordariomycetes; Sordariales; Lasiosphaeriaceae. The record is from RefSeq and is a predicted model, not a curated record. The transcript has a single exon. The annotation marks the transcript as partial.